GUGGAAACUAGCAGUAGAAUCUAACGAUCAAUUUCGUCGAAACGAUUCGCUCUGUGGUGGCUGUGGAUCAAAAUAGAUUUAUGAAUGAGCGUCGACAGGGGACUGAACAUGCUUCACAAGCAUGGGAGCAGUAGGCCUCACAGCAGCCUGCUCUACAAGGGCAGGGGCGCCUUUCUCAAAUCGAUGUCGGAGUUCCCAGUGGAGGGAGGAGAAAACGGUGACAUGCACACUGUCAUGGAGAAUUUUCAAAAGAAAAACAUGGUGACCGGAAGGAGCCAUGUUACCCAUCAUCCACAGGUCACUUCGUCAUCACAGAUGCUGACGACGAACCAGAGCCAGAGCAGCAGCAGUUCGAGCAGGGUGGCCACCAAAUCCUCGCAGAGGAUUCUUACCUCGUCCUCGUCGAGUGAGAUGAAAGCGAGCUCAAUGAAGAGCGACCUAAGAGAACUUCAGCGCGGCAUAUCCGAGAUGAAGAACAACAUUUCAACGAAUUUUUCACAACGACUGCGCAGCAGCAUGGAAAACCUCGUGGACAGGGACACGAACGGAUCGGAGGAAGCCGAUUUGACGGAGCCGUUGGUCACGUUUCCGGAUCCGGAUACGCCGCCACCAGCCACAGGGGCGGUCACGCUGACCGGAGGAUCACCCUCCCAAUUGACCUCCUUGAACUCGUUGAACAAUCUUCACAGCAUGAGCCCACAGAUCAGCAUGUCGAAUAUUUCGAAUAUGACGAGUCUUCCUGCUGGACAGGAAACGAUGAAAUUCGAGCAGAAGAAGAUGACAAGCGCGUCCAAGACCAAGGUCGUCACGGACGGAUUCAGCGCCGAGAAAGCGACGGCGAACAGCGCCGAGAUGAGAGCUUUACAAACUGGCGACGUCUCGUACAAGGAGCAAAGCGCCGCGACGGCGGCCAGGGCCCGCGUCGAACUCGAUGGCGUCUCCGCCGAGAAAAGCGUCGCCGCUGCAAGGGAACAGAGAAGUCUAAAAGCUGGAGAUUUAUCGCACCAAGAGAGUAAUAAUAUGGCUGCAUCGACGAUGAAAUUACAGAGUGAUUCCUUCAGUUCAGAGAAGAAAGCUAUGGCAGCGCAACAACAAAGACAAACGGUCACUUCAACCGGGAUCUUCAACCACGAGAAACAUAUUUCUUCAGCAAGUUCCCAAUCAAGCAUCACAAUUGCAUCCAAAGGUGUCACUUCGAAAUCGUCAAUGAUCAGCGCAGCAAAUGCAGUAAAUCAAUUGAUGAAUGGCAUGAGGCCAGCCGAGGAUGAACUCCUUUCGCUACCUCUGGACGAUUUAGAUCUUCUAUGUUCGAAAUCAAAUUCCCAAGAUGUCGAUCGAGCUAUCACCAAGUAUUCCAAUUUCUUGGACAAUUUCGUAGAACGUUUGAAGGCUAACGAUUGUAAAAAUGACAAAGCCCCUUUAUUACUAAACAGAGUGAACGAAAUAAUUAGAAAAGCAUGGGCAGUGCCUACAUAUGGCCACGAAUUAGGUUACACUUUAUGCAAUACUCUCAGAACAAGAGGUGGUCUCGACUUAUUAAUGUCGAAUUGCGUGGCUAGCGAUCAGGAGUUACAAUUCUCCUCAGCUAGAUUGCUAGAGCAAUGUCUGACCACGGAGAAUAGGGCCCAUGUAGUAGAACAUGGUCUAGAAAAAGUGGUAAACGUCGCCUGCGUGUGUACGAAGAACGCCAACUCGGUGGACCAUUCCAGAGUAGGUACUGGAAUUCUGGAACAUUUGUUCAAACACAGUGAAGGGACCUGUAGCGAUGUGAUUAGAUUAGGUGGUCUGGAUGCUGUUCUAUUCGAAUGCAGGAAAAAUGACAUUGAGACAUUAAGACAUUGUGCAGGUGCUCUAGCCAAUCUCUCUCUCUAUGGAGGUGCAGAAAAUCAAGAAGCUAUGAUUAAGAGAAAAGUACCCAUGUGGUUAUUCCCUUUGGCUUUUCACAAUGAUGAUAAUAUCAAAUAUUAUGCUUGUCUAGCAAUCGCUGUACUAGUAGCUAAUAAGGAGAUUGAAGCUGCCGUAUUAAAAUCUGGUACUUUGGACUUAGUCGAGCCAUUCGUCACCUCGCAUAAUCCUUAUGAGUUUGCUAAAUCAAAUUUAGCGCACGCACAUGGCCAGAGCAAAAAUUGGUUGGAAAGACUUGUACCAGUAUUAAGCUCGAAGAGAGAAGAAGCUAGAAAUCUGGCGGCCUUUCAUUUCUGCAUGGAAGCGGGAAUCAAAAAACAACAGGGCAAGACUGAAAUCUUCCGUGCAAUAGGAGCCAUCGAACCGUUAAAAAAAGUAGCUAGUUGUCCUAAUGCGAUUGCGUCCAAAUACGCGGCGCAGGCGUUGCGUUUAAUUGGAGAAGAGAUUCCCCAUAAACUUAGCCAACAGGUACCUCUCUGGUCCACAGAGGACGUCCGAGAAUGGGUGAAACAGAUUGGAUUCGCAGAAUGUGCUCAAAACUUUGUAGAAAGCAGAGUUGAUGGUGAUUUAUUGCUGCAGCUAACGGAAGAGAAUCUCAAAGAAGAUAUUGGUUUGGCAAAUGGCAUCAGGCGAAAACGAUUCACUAGAGAAUUGCAGAAUUUGAAGAAGAUGGCUGAUUAUAGCAGUAGAGACACGGGGAAUUUAAAUAGUUUCUUACAAUCUAUUGGUCAGGAAUUUUCAAUCUACACAUAUAGUAUGCUGAAUGCUGGUGUUGAUAAAGAUUCUAUAAGAAAUUUAUCUGAAGACCAAUUAUUGAGUGAAUGUGGCAUUACGAACAGUAUUCAUCGAUUGAGGAUAUUGGAUGCCAUUAAAAAUAUGCAACACAAUCAGUUGGGUUCAUCGGAAGACGAAUCGCCAGAUAAAUCCUUAGAUGUAUUUGUUAGUUAUAGAAGAUCAAAUGGAUCUCAAUUGGCCAGUUUAUUAAAAGUUCACUUACAAUUGCGAGGUUUCUCUGUAUUCAUCGAUGUUGAAAGGCUAGAGGCUGGCAAAUUCGAUAACAAUUUAUUGCAAAGUAUCAGACAAGCAAAACACUUUCUCCUUGUGCUAACGCCCAAGGCUUUGGAAAGGUGUAUACAAGAUAACGAAUGCAAAGACUGGGUUCAUAGGGAAAUUGUAGCAGCUCUACAAUCGCAAUGUAAUAUAAUUCCCAUCAUAGAUAAUUUUCAAUGGCCAGAGCCUGAGGAACUUCCUGAAGAUAUGCGAGCAGUUUGUCACUUUAAUGGUGUACGAUGGAUUCACGAUUAUCAAGACGCUUGCGUAGACAAGCUUGAAAGGUUUAUGCGAGGAGAAAUACCAGUCAGAUCAGAUAUUCCAAGAAGCAUUGCACCUAAAGAUGUGACACAACCAAAUACACCGGGUAAUACGAACAUUCGACAACCACCAAACUACCAACGUAUGCACAGUAAUGAAAGCAGAGGUAGUGAUAAAGAUUCAACAGGAGGACGAGAUUGACUAGAGGGCCCGCCCACAGCUAUAUCAAACAGGCUUAGAAAAUCAUCAAGUCCGUCCCGUUGGUUAAUAGGUUUACCACCUACGUCUCCGAGAUUGAAGUUCAUUCACACACAUCCUGGAGGAAGUCCAGUGCCGCAAAGACCUCCGCGAUAUCCUCCUUCUCCAUCUACUAGAUCUCGUUCAUUAGAAUUAUUAGAUCCAAAUGAGAAAAAAUCAGUCUCGCCUGUUAAAGAAUCAGAAGCACAAGUGAGACCAAGGUCUAGAAGCUUAGAUGGCUUACUAGAUGAAGAUAGUGUAGUGCCAGAUAUGAAGACUGAAGAGUCGUCUAAGCUAUGUAACGAUAGUAAAAUUGAUUCUAAAAUAUCUCUGAAGCCUUUAGACAAACUUUCUGGUAUUAAAAUAGAAGAUAAUCUUUCUCAAAUUGUAUCACAAAAAAUACAGAAUGAAGUAGAAGGAUCAAUCGUUAAUCUUUAUUCUAAUGAAUCUAAUGAUCAAAAAACAAAUGAGAAUCAGAGUCCAAUACCAGUUCCUAGGCAACGAUUGAAAACAGAAACGAAAUCAGAAUCAGUCACUGUUAUUCAACAAGAAGAAAUUCAAAAAUCAAGUUCUGAAGAGAAUAGUAUUAAAGAAGAACACUUAUUAAUGCGACCAUCGAAACCAUAUCGAUUUGUGAGUGUGGAUACUUCGAGUAUGGAACAUGAGAAAGAGGACUCUCAGACAAGCUCAGAAAAUAUCGAUCCUUGUGAUAGUGCAGAAUUAAAAAAACGAUUGGUGGUAACGGGAAAUGAUAAAUCUACACUUCUUAAAGCGAAGAGCUGUGGUGCGGGAUUAGAUUCCGACGAAAAUAUUUUAUCAAACGAAUAUAAAUCUAAGUCGCAAGAAGAAGGUUCAUUACUUUCACUUCCAACAGGAGCCGAGCCGAAACGAAAGAAAAAUUUUAUGGAUAAAUGCGUAAAUAAAGUGCGGUCUUUCAUGAAGAAAUAACUUUCUUCAAAUUAUGGCAAUAUAAAGACUUGUUAUUUAAUUUUACAAUUUGAUUAAUUAUAGUAAAUAUGUUGUCGAUCGAGCUUGGUAAAUCCAACUAUACGACUUCUUGCAACCAAAUGUGGUAUAUGUAUAUUCGCUUAAAAUUGUUUUUCUAUUCUGUAUUAAAUGUUUUCGAGAUUUAUAAACUUGCCUCGAUAAACAAUAUUUUUCUCUCUCUUUUUUUUUUUUAAUUUCAUAAUGAUCGUAAUGAAUGUACAUAUUUAAAAUGUUUAAAAGGACAAAAAGGAAAAGAAUAAUAUAAAAUUUUUCUAAAAUUAAUUUCCUAUUAACUGUGAAUAUACAUGAUACUUAAAAAAUGUAUAGCAAAUAAAAAAAAUGAUUAUGAAAUAUUGCUAAUGAAGUUACGAAUUAUCGUAAUCUUACUUCUGUACAAUACAGGCAGCAUAAAAAUGUAAUUAAUAUUGUGCCUAAAGAAAAGCCUUCAGAAAUCCAGGAUUGAGAAAAUGAAUAAAUGAAUGAGUGAAUGAAUGAAAAUGAAAGUGAGAGAAAGAGAUGCGAAAAAAAGAGAAGUACGAGAUAUUUUCGAUGUAAUACAAACAUGAAAAAGUAACCUGUUUUUUCAGGUAACUUUUAUAUUUCCUUAUCAAAUUGUAUUAUAGAUUAUACAUAUAAAUGCGUAGAUAGAUAGCAUUGCUAUUUGUAAUACUAUUUUUUAGUCGGUUUUUUAGAUUAUCAUAAUGUGUUUCACUUAUGACAUAUGUCGUCAGUGAUGGCAGCUAACCCGCACGAAAUAACAAAAGAAAUUUAAACGUAACAAUUGGUUACGAUAUUAUUUUAUCGUUUUUACUGUAUCACUUUUAACUGAGGUUAUUUUACAUACGUACAUAGAAAGUUCAAACAAAAUCUAUAUGAAAUGAAUUACGAAGCUUCGACGUAUAUUAUUUUAAAGACCUAUCUAAAAAUUGAGAAAUGUAUAUUUUACCAAAGUUUCGUAAAGUAAAAGAAUUUUA
This is a messenger RNA of Apis florea (little honeybee), 5414 nucleotides long. It is a transcript of the gene Sarm, whose product is annotated as sterile alpha and armadillo motif. Gene Ontology annotation, biological process: signal transduction; negative regulation of MyD88-independent toll-like receptor signaling pathway; response to axon injury. Gene Ontology annotation, molecular function: signaling adaptor activity; protein binding; NAD+ nucleosidase activity. The record is from RefSeq and is a predicted model, not a curated record. Lineage: Eukaryota; Metazoa; Arthropoda; Insecta; Hymenoptera; Apidae. Gene Ontology annotation, cellular component: dendrite.